This is a messenger RNA of Malaya genurostris, 2728 nucleotides long. RefSeq lists its product as uncharacterized. The coding region runs from base 15 to 2570 and encodes 851 amino acids. The transcript is spliced from 4 exons. The record is from RefSeq and is a predicted model, not a curated record. Gene Ontology annotation, molecular function: phosphatase binding. Lineage: Eukaryota; Metazoa; Arthropoda; Insecta; Diptera; Culicidae.
GUUGAGCAUUGAAAAUGACAGAAAAUAUACAAUCCACAAAUGUUAAUAAUUUAAAAUCCGAUCCCACCGAUUUGUUCGAACGCUUAAUAAACAAAUCAAAACCGAAAGAGAAUAGAUGGGACCGCAUUAGACGAAAACAUUUGAACAACAUUACCGUCACAUCGAAGACAGUUAAACGGUUCUUCAAUAUGGACCUGAUCGAUGAAAGUCAAAUGCGGAUUUUAAACGGAGACUGUAGUGCUCAGAAGACUUCUCUUAAUCCGGUUCUGGUGAUGGAUAUCAGACACGAAAUGAUCAAAAGAAAACCAAAAGAUGAGCGAAGUAAACCUGCGUUGAAUCCGGUACGAGCCUAUCAGCAAGAGCACCUAGAGAAUCAUCGGCAAAACAUUGAGUCGACACUAUUCGAAAACGAACUGAACAAAUUUCGAAAACAUAUCACCAAAGGAGGAUCCAACGGCAAGAAAAAUCAAGUCAAUGAGCAGAAGAAAAGUUUCCUGCUCAUUGACCUACCCAAGAUUGAUAAUAGUCUGAUAUACGACAGUUUGAAUGAAUGUGAAAAGUUUACGACCGACUUCUAUAGAACUGCCAUUCGUGGCUCAGAGAGUUUGAUUGAACAAUGUCAACAAGAAAAUUUCAAUUUGUUCAAAGAACCAGCGAGAAUAGAGGAAAUCAUAGAGGACUCAGAACAACCUCCAUCGAACGACUUCGAUACUGAGGUUAAUGCCGUUCAAGACAAGGAAGAAGAAAACAAGAUUGUGCGAUUUGGAGAUACACAAGUGAUUACCUAUCCAGCGGAUGAAUCAUCAUUUUCCCUCGAUGGGUCAGAGUACGAUUUCGAUGAUAAUGAACUGUUUUUGGAAUCUCUUGACUCCGAUCUAGAUGAAUUUGAUGAAACUGAGUUUUUGUCUACGGAAACUGCUUCAGAGCAUAGCAAUGAUGACGAUACGCAAACAAUUUUCCACACUGAUUCUGGAGAUUUCUACUUUACAAUAACUCGUAUGGAAGAUUCGAGCGGCUCUUCAAAACAAAGCAAUGAUUUUGGAAAAGAUAGACUAACUUACAACUAUGAUUCACCAGAAAUAGUUGAUGAACAUGUGCUCCCGCUGAACGAAGGUGAUUUAAUUAUGGUGAAACGUUGUGAAAUGGAUGAAAAGGAUUACAGCAAACUGCGUGUCACAAACUACAAACCAGGGAUUGAAACCAAAAUAAACGAUGAUAAAAUAGAAAUUUCUGAAGCAUCACGUAAAGUAAUCAGUGCAGCGUUGAAAGAAGGGUUCAUGCAAAAUUACGAUCAUGCUCUACUCAAACAAUAUUUUUUCAAAUGGUUACAAUUCACAAUACUCGAGAAAAUAUCCAAAGGUGCAGGGCUUAUCUCGACACGAGAACAGAAACUAAAACGAAUCAAUGAUUUUAUCAAUAACAUUCGAGCAAAUAAAAAAAAAGCUAUCAAAUCCAACAUUAGCAAGUCGCAGACGACUUACGUUAAAAAGGACUACGAACACAGAAUGAAGGUUCAACAAGACAUAAUUGAAUUGCAAAAACUGAAACUCGAACGUCAAGAACGCAUAAUCACUGAACUGAAAUUAUCGAAAUUUUCAGAAGCGGCGAAGCUAUCAAAGAUGGAAAUACAAAACGAACUACACAAAGCAAUGCGGAAUGGUCACGUGCGGUUACGUGCGAAAGCCAAGUGUAUUCAAAUCGUGGGAAAUAUGAAAAACGACACUACCGACGAAGACGAAUUGAGGAAGCUGCAAGCACAGGGUCUCAUGAUACCGAAAUUUCUGGCAAAAAUGCAACAACGAGCUCUUGAACGUGGACACAAACACCAGGAAGCCAAAGAACGGCGAAUGCGAAUGGAAAAGGAACGAGAGGAGAACAAACUGGCUGCUGAAGAGGCAAAACGUCUAGAGGACGAGGAAGCUCGCAAGAAACGUUACCGAGAGAUGCGCGAAAAACGUAAGCUAGAGAAGUUACAGAAGAUUAUUCGCGAGCAGGAACGGCAAGCCUGGAUUGCGAAUAACCAGAUUGCCAAGGAAUUUCGCUUACUGAAGCUCAAGCGGCUCGGUAUUUUCGCAUUCAAGUUACUGCUCGGCAUUAGGAGAGACAACGAGCGUCGUGCCAUGGCCGCUCGGAGAAGAUACUGCAAAAAGAAGUGCUUUAGGAAAUGGUGGGGAUUGACCAAUUCACUCUGGGAGAGCAAAAAGCAAAAGGCGGACGAGCUCGCAAAUACAAAACUGAUGAAGGUUGCGAUGAACUGUUGGAGAAAGUACUGUCACGAACAGCGCAAAAAGAUGCAGGUAGCCGUCGACUGGCACGAAGUUCGCCUUACGGAGAAGAUCAUCUCGAUAUGGAUCGGACGCACCAAACAUGCCCUUUUGAUAGUGCAGGGCAAAAUGUCCCACGCAGCAGCUCACUAUGAAUGGCAACUUAAAUGGAAGGUUUUCGAGCGUUGGCAACGGCUGCACAUUAUACUGAGAAUCGAAAAAGAGACUGAACAACGACGCCAACGAUGGCGAAUGAAGAUAUGGGAGCUACUGCCAGACUACAAACCGAUUGAUGAUGAAAUUUAACAAAACUGUAUUGGAAAAAAUGUUCUACGUAAGUCUGAUUUUAAUUAGUGGUUUUUCUGACAGUUGUCAUGUAGUUUUUCGAAAUAUUUUUACCAUAACAAAUAAAGAUUUUACUAAACAUCAUAAGGUAAAGUGAUAUAUGAUAAUAACUUACAACG